CUCAGUUGCCGUCGUAUCGCGGAAAGCGAAACGCGGUUGUUUUCUUAAUUGUUUUCUGCUCUUGUCAUUCUAGUAUUGAAUAAAAUUUUUUUUAUUCAAUUUGUUAAAUAUAUAUUGCCGUCCGAGUGAUGUUUGUAUAUACUCUUUAAUUGCUAUUUUGUCUGAUAUUUUACUAUGUUAUUAGUGUUCUACAAAUAUGCAAAGUUCAACAAAUCGAUUCAAUAUUUUGCCUAAUUAUUUCAUCAUCAACUUGUUAAACUAACGUGGCCAUUUUAUGUUAUUUGUAUGCGCCUCACAACGAUAACGAAGCCGGCGAUUAAAUUUUGGCCUCGUAUCAGCACCUAAUCGGAAACUUAUCAGUUUGUGGACUAAAGUAAACGUGUCCCUCAAAUUAAUAUAAUAUAUAUAAAGAAAUAUCAACUUGAAAAUCGAUUCAGUUACACUUUGCACUCCGGAGAGUGAAGAAGACGUCAACAUGUCACAGCAGACAGGAUCUUUAAUAUCCUGCACAUUUGUGUGCCUUUUGCUGGCAUUCUUUGCUGGCCAAUCUUUGCCCGUGGAGGGUGCAAAUAUUUUGGGCGUAUUCACCAGUCACAGCCCAUCACAUCUGAUUAUUCACAUGUCCGCGAUGAAAGCGUUGGCGGAGGCAGGUCACAAUGUCACCGUUGUGUGCACAUCAGUGCCAAAGGUCACGCACAAGAGCAUCAAACAGAUUGUGAUACCAUUGACUGAAGAGGAGGAGAAGCAACUCAAUGCUGGCAUGACGGGCAUGGCCAAAGAGAAGCCAUCCAUAAUUAACACAUUCAAGAAUUUGUUGGGUUCACUGUCGAUGUACAUCGACAAGCAGGUGGAUGUGUUGGAGGACAAACGCUUCACGGAUCUCUACAAGAACAAGGAUAACAAAUUUGAUGCAGUCGUCUUCGGAUUCUUUUUCAAUUACUACCAAGUUGGAUUGGGCUCCCUAUUUAACUGUCCUCUGAUUCUGAGCUGGACGAGUGCACCCAUGUCUAUAGUCGAUGAGUCUGUUGGCAAUCCCGAACUUAUAGCCCUCGUGCCCAGCAUGAAUGUCGCAGUGAAACCUGGUCAAGCCAUGAACUUCAAACAGCGAUUGGCCAACUAUUUUGGCACAACGCUUUUCCGCUUUAUUGGCUUCUAUCUGGAGACGAAAAAUGUGGUAUUUUACGAUCGUCUGUGGGGUAAGAUUCCAGACAUGAUCAGUUAUGAUGAGGCGAAAAAGAACGUGUCGCUGGCCCUCUGCAAUAGUCAUGCGAUAAGCGAGGGACCCGUCAGGCCCAAUGUGCCCGCAGUGAUUGAGAUUGGCGGCAUACAGAUUAAGGAGAAGCCCGAUCCAUUGCCACAGGAUAUGCAGGAGUUUUUGGACAAUGCCAAGAAUGGUGCCAUUCUCCUCAGUUUGGGCAGCAAUCUAAAGAGUGAAAAUGUGAAGCCAGAGUCUGUUGAGAAGAUUUUCGAAACGCUGUCCAAACUCAAACAACGGGUGAUCUGGAAAUGGGAUGAUCUGAAGCAUACGCCCGGAAAAUCGGCGAAUAUACUCUACAAGAGCUGGCUGCCCCAGGAUGAUAUACUCGCUCAUCCCAAUAUCAAACUGUUCAUUACCCAUGCAGGCAAAGGAGGUGUGGCCGAAUCUCUGUACCAUGCCAAGCCCAUGUUGGCGCUUCCCGUCUUCGCCGAUCAACCCAACAAUGCUGAUAAGUUGGUUCAAUCGGGCUACGGGAUUCGUGUCGAUUUGUUGACCCUGGAGGCGGACGAGUUUAAGGCGAGCAUCAAGGAGCUGCUGCAGAAUCCCAUCUACACCAAAAAUGUGCAGGCAUUCUCGAAGCUCUAUCGCGAUCGUCCGAUGUCAGCUCGCGAAUCGGUUGUCUACUGGGUUAACUAUGUGUUGCGUCAUCAUGGCGCUGCCCAUAUGCAGAGUCCCCUUGUCCACAUGAACUUUAUUGCCGCCAGCAAUCUGGAUGUGUAUGCCUUCCUGGCUUUUGUACUCUUUAUUGCUUCGCUGAUCAGCUUUGUUGUGCUGAGAUUCUGCUAUCGAAAAUGUUGUGGUGGCAAAGGCAAGCCACAAAAAUCAUCCCAAAAGUCAAAGGUCAAGAAGCACUAGUUUUAUUUGUUUCCAGUAAGGCGAUGGGUGCUUAAAUGUAAUUAGUAAUUUAAAAUCGACAAUAAAUUUCGAGAUAUGUACAUAUGUAUGUAUAAAAUGUUAGAAA
Molecule: messenger RNA, 2219 nt
Organism: Drosophila grimshawi
Lineage: Eukaryota; Metazoa; Arthropoda; Insecta; Diptera; Drosophilidae
Gene: Ugt37D1
Product: UDP-glucosyltransferase 2
Exons: 3
Coding region: 476-2113 (545 amino acids)
Molecular function (GO): UDP-glycosyltransferase activity
Source: RefSeq, a predicted model, not a curated record